Fusarium tjaetaba is the source of this 1890-nucleotide messenger RNA. Its product is annotated as 3-hydroxyacyl dehydrogenase. Gene Ontology annotation, molecular function: oxidoreductase activity, acting on the CH-OH group of donors, NAD or NADP as acceptor; NAD+ binding. The transcript has 3 exons. Gene Ontology annotation, biological process: fatty acid metabolic process. The record is from RefSeq and is a predicted model, not a curated record. Bases 1 to 1890 code for a protein of 629 amino acids. Lineage: Eukaryota; Fungi; Ascomycota; Sordariomycetes; Hypocreales; Nectriaceae.
AUGACUUGGUCACCCCCAAAAGAUUACACUUCCAGACCUAUCGUCGUCCUCGGCGGCGGUGUCUUGGGUCGCAGAAUCGCAGCUUGUUUUGCAAGCGUCGGAUGGCACGUCAUCAUCCGAGAUCCGUCCGGAAAGUCCAGGGCAGAUGCAAUUGCCUACAUCGACGCAAACAUCACUGACUAUCUAACCAUAUCCCAUGGAGAAAAGGGAUCAUGGGAGGCGACAGAAGACUUCGGUGCAGCUGUCAAGGACGCCUGGCUUGUCUUUGAGGCUGUGCCGGAGAUACUGAGCAUCAAGGAGGACACCUUCCUGGCCCUUGAGAAGCAAGCUCCGGCAGAUUGCAUCCUCGCUUCUAAUAGCUCGUCUUUUAUGUCAAGAGAGCUUCUGGGCAAGGUCAAGGAUUCCACCAAGACGCGUGUACUCAAUACGCAUUUCAUGAUGCCUCCCCAGCCUUUUGGAAGAGUGUCGCCAUGGUUAACCGAACGUCUACUAAUUGUCAAGGCCCUUAUCGUGGAACUCAUGACAUCUGGCAGCACCGCUAGUAACCUCUUCCCGUUCCUCUCACAAGAGAUGACCAAGUGCGGGCUCAAACCUUUCACUGCCAAGAAGGAGUCAUCAGGCUUCAUCUUCAACCGCAUUUGGGCAUCUAUCAAGCGCGAGGUACUUAUGGUCAUGGCUGAAGGAGUUGCUGACCCUCAGACCAUCGACCAAAUCUGGAUGGAUAUGUACCAGUCACCAACUGGUCCCUGCACUAUGAUGGGUUCUAACAUGGAUUUUGCAGACAGUGUUGGCCUCGAUACCGUUGAGCACAUCGAAGCGAACUAUGUUGAGAAACGUGGUUUACCCAAGACAACCUUGGAGUGGUUACAUGAGAAUUUUGUCGCCAAGGGAAAACUUGGCAAUAAAUCCGACCAUGGUGGACUAUAUCCUGUUCCCCCACCAGGCGAAAAGACGAAGCUCCUCGUCCUCAACUUCUACCAAGGUGCAAGCCCUGGGGAGCUGACAACUGAGACACUCCUUUCUAGUGGCCAGAUCCUAGAGUUCUCGGUUGAGAAUAAGAACGUUCGUCCAAACGCGCUGAUCUCUGGACAAGCUAUCCCAGACGGCAUCGACGUGUGCGACGAUAGGAUGUAUUGGACUUGCAUGGGCUACCCUCCUGCCAAUGAUGGGGCGGUCUACAGCGCCAAGCUAGACGGAAGCGAUAUUCGUACCGUUGUUCCUCGUGGUCACGUUCAUACUCCCAAGCAACUGCACAUCAGCCAGGAAAGCAAGAAGAUCUACUUCUGCGACCGCGAAGGGCUCCGCAUUCAUCGCUGCAACCUGGACGGAUCACAGCAUGAGAUUCUUGUCCAGACAGGAGAUUACGCUAAAGAGCCUGAAAAGGCUGCAGACCAGACCAACUGGCCUGUCGGUAUCACCGUAUCCGAAAAACUGGGCCAGAUCUUCUGGACUCAGAAAGGCCCUUCCAAGGGCAAUGGCGGCAAGAUCUUCUCUGCCAGUAUCGACAUGCCGGAAGGUAGUGACGCGUCGUCGCGCAAGGACAUUGAAGUAAUCGCCAAAGGCUUGCCGGAGCCCAUCGACCUUGAUUAUGACGAGGAUAACGGGGUGCUCUACUGGACUGACCGCGGCGAGAUACCAUUCGGUAACACGCUCAACAAGAAGACAAUAGUUGGACAGCCCCCGGCCGCUGAAGGCGAGCUAGGCAGAGAGAUCAUUGCUCAAGGGUUUGCAGAGGCAAUUGGCCUGCGACUGGACAAGAAGCGCGAUUGCAUUUAUGUUGCUGACAUGGCGGGAAGGCUGUGGCAGUGCGAGACUGUUCCUGGCCCUAAGAAGAAGGUUUUUGAAUCUGCUGGACACGCGUAUACUGGCCUUGUCAUAGUUCGGGACUGA